UGUGUUUUCUCACUGUAUAAUAUCUCUUUUAGUUUGCAAUGUUUGUUUCAAAACCAUUUGAGGAAAUCUAUACAAAACUUAAGAGUCUUUUGAAGCCGCAGUUUUCCUUUUUACCUUCAUCCAAUAAUGCAAUAAGCAGGCAGACAGAUUUUCUAGAAAUAAUACGCAUCAACUUAACCUGUGGAACAUCAUUACCAGAAUGGCUGACUGCAUUUUUAGAUAAAGAUCCAUCAACCUACGGAAACUGUUCCUCUCUCGAGCUCUAUUUCAUGAGGUUUAUUCUUCAUUCUUAUGUGUCUGGUUUAGCAACUUCAUUACCCAGAGAUAAAGAAAUUUUAGAGUCCAAGCUAUAUACUGUGGAAGCUGUCAUCAUGAAAAACUAUAUUUCAAAAGUAUUUGAGAACUGUCAAGACAAAAUAGAUCUACUAACUCCUGCACAAGGACAAUCACUUCUUCUAAUGGCAGACUGGCUUUUUAAAGAGUUCCAAAUGCCACUGGAAAGCUUAUACUUGGCACUUGGUACUGAUGUCCCAUCAGAUGUGGAAUCUAUACCUGCAAGAGAAAGAUGUGCUAUUUGUAAAGGAGAUGUGAAACUGGAUAACAUUAAGUCAGGGCAAUGUUCCAAAAAUCAUUUGUUUGCUCGUUGCUGUCAAUCCUUACUUCUGGCAGAUGUGAUUUCUUAUCGACAAUGUCCUUCUUGUAAGAGCAUAGCUUUGCAGGAUGUUUGGAGUUUUGGAUACACAUGCACCUACUGUGGCAUGGCAAUGGGCUGAAGAUAUUCAUAAUUUACAGAACUUCUUGUUUUAUCAGAAAAGGAUAGAGCAUACUUUGUGCUAAACUAAAGCAAAAAAAAAAAAAAAUAUCUGAAUAGAAUAAAGCACAAAUGAAAGAAUGGACAUACUGUAGAAGUGGAUCUAUGAACACCAACUAUCAUUAGGUGGUUAGACACUGAGGAAGGUUCGUGUUUAUGGAACCGAAACUAUAGUAUGUCCAUUUGUGUACUUUCAUUUACGCUUUAUUCAAGUUUUUUUUUGUUGCUUUAGUCUAAUUUUUAAAUAUGUGAAUUGCUAAAAAUCAUAUUGUACAUACUUGAACUCUUCUUAAAAAUAUGAAACAAUUUCACUGUUAUUAUUUAUCAUAAAUCAUUGUUAGUAAAGUUUC
Parasteatoda tepidariorum (common house spider) is the source of this 1161-nucleotide messenger RNA. Lineage: Eukaryota; Metazoa; Arthropoda; Arachnida; Araneae; Theridiidae. The record is from RefSeq and is a predicted model, not a curated record.